AGGGACGGCAAGCAAGCGCGCUUCCGUUUUCAUUUCCGCUCCCAUCUAUAGCGUGUCUGCGUCACACCGGAGACGGUUUGCGAUCACAAAACGCAUGAUCAGACAGAAAAUAUUCAUGUUGCCAUUAUGGGUUGUGGCGCCUCAGUAGCCACCGAGAACCAAGGAAGGCCGUCAGAAAUUGAUUUGAUGGUCAAGCCGCCCAGCCCAAUACUGACAAUGAAAGCUGCUAUACUGAUCCAGCGCUGGUACCGGCAUCACAUUGCCCGACUCGAGAUCAGGAGACGAUAUACUUGGAACAUUUUCCAGUCUAUAGAGUAUGCAGGAGAACAGGACCAGUUGCAGCUUUCCAGUUUCUUCAGCUUCAUGUUAGAUAACUUCACACAGCUCAACGGGAAUGGACCAGAUCUGAUCUCUCACCUGCUAGACCCAGCGGUAGACCCUGUAACAGAGGAACUUGGACAUUAUAAGUACGAGCAGAUCACGGUUCCUGAGUCCUACAGUGGCCCUCGCCUCUCCUUCCCUCUGAGUAUCACUGAUACCAACACUCUGCUUAGCGCAUUUAAGGAACAACAGCUUCUCCAUGCCAAAUACGUGCUGCAGUUACUUCAUGAGACACAGAAGUUUCUACAACAGAUGCCAAACGUCAUUUACUUGUCGUCAUCAUAUGCCAAGGAAAUCACAAUCUGUGGUGACCUCCAUGGAAGACUAGAUGAUUUGCUCCUUAUAUUCUACAAGAAUGGUCUGCCAUCUUCUGAGAACCCCUACAUAUUCAACGGGGACUUUGUGGACCGUGGAAAGAAGUCCAUGGAAAUUAUCAUCAUCCUAUUUGCCUUUCUGCUCCUCUACCCAGAUCACAUGCACCUCAACCGAGGCAACCAUGAGGAUCACAUCAUGAACCUGAGAUAUGGCUUUACAAAAGAAGUGAUGCAGAAGUACAAGACUCACGGGAGAGAAAUCCUCCAACUCCUUCAGGAUGUCUUCAGCCUGCUCCCGAUUGCUACCAUUAUCGAUAACAAAGUUCUCGUUGUUCAUGGUGGCAUCUCAGACGAAACCGACUUGGACUUUCUAAGCUCUGUCCAAAGACACAAAGUCAAAUCAGCUUUGCGGCUACCCAAGUGCAGUUUGGAUCACAUUCGUGUCUGCAAUGCCAGCAAUGAGAAGGGGAAGCAUAAGAGUAAGAGUUGCCUCAGCUGGCAGAGCAGCAGCUCCUCCUCCUCCUCAUCUUCAUCCUCCUCGUCCUCAUUGUGCUCGCCCCGGGGAUCACGGCGUGCUCCUCCAACCCCCAAUCUCCCUAGCCCUGCUGACGUACUGCAAGUUCCCUUCCUCGACUCCAUAGUGUCCCUUGCUCUGCCUGAGGCACCCAGAGAAGAGAUGGAGUGGAAGCAGAUCGUAGACGUGUUGUGGAGCGACCCAAAGAGCCAGAACGGAUGCAGUCUGAACACAUUCCGUGGCGGAGGAUGCUACUUCGGGCCUGAUGUUACACGGCGGCUCCUAGAAAAGCACGGCAUGCGCCUACUUAUCCGAUCACAUGAGUGCAAGCAGGAGGGCUAUGAGCUCUGCCAUGAUGGACAGGUAAUCACUAUUUUCUCAGCAUCUAACUACUACGAGGAGGGCAGUAAUCGUGGUGCAUACAUUAAGCUGGGUCCAGAUCUGAUCCCACGUUUCUUCCAGUACCAAGUGAGCCGCAGCACUAGGAAGCUUACUCUGCAACAGAGAGUCAGUGUGGCUGAAAGCUCAGCGAUAAAAGCCCUACAGGAAAAGCUAUUUGCCCAUCGCUCUGAACUCAUGUCUGCAUUUCAGCAAUAUGACAUCUACAACACAGGCAGGAUCUCCACCAAUGAAUGGGCUGAAGUAGUGGAAUCGGUGCUUAGGUUGGAUCUUCCAUGGCGUACUUUGAGACCACGUCUUGUGCGCCUGGCUUCUGAUGGAAACGUAGAAUAUGAGUCAUGCUUUGAAAACAUUGGUCCAGGGCAACCUAUGCCACAGGUGGCACCAAACUUGGCAGAAACACUGUACCGGUACCGAACUGACCUUGAGAUCAUCUUCAACAUCAUCGAUAAGGACCAUUCAGGUCAGAUUUCCAUCGAGGAAUUCCGCCAAACAUGGAAUCUGUUCAGCUCUCACUUGGGUGUGGAUGUGGAUGACCGAGCCAUUGACGACAUGGCACGCAGCAUCGAUUUCAACAAGGAUGGCAGCAUCGACUUCAACGAGUUCCUCGAGGCCUUCCGGGUUGUACAUAAGCUGGAUGUAAAGGAGCAACAGCAAGGCUGACGCACAUAUUCACAUAAGACAAGGACAUAACACACUGUUAAUCACUAGCGUAGAUAUUGAUUAAUAUAAAACAAAUGUGUCUGCACAUCUGCAUUCCCACACAUUUGAAUGGAAUGGCGGUGGAUCCUAAUUGCACUUCAUUUAAAAUUCAAAACGAGGGAAAACAUAGUCUUAUGUAUGCAUAGUUGGUAAGCAUUAAUAUGUUCAUUAGGUUUAAGUCUGAGUUUAUUCUCUUUAUAUUUACAGUAUAAUUUAGUUAAGAAUGCAGAUGUGAAGCAAGUCCAUAGAACAGCACUCUGCUGCUACUGCAUUUUAUACACAGAUGAAAUUGUGGAUGUUGAUGGAACAGUUAUACUUGUGUAAUAUGUUGUACUAAGAGGAAAAACAGAUAAACAAUUACAUAUUAAGGUCAUUGUGUCUGAUGUAAACUGUUCAUUGCAUUCAA
This is a messenger RNA of Neoarius graeffei (lesser salmon catfish), 2716 nucleotides long. RefSeq names its product protein phosphatase, EF-hand calcium binding domain 1 (gene ppef1). The record is from RefSeq and is a predicted model, not a curated record. Gene Ontology annotation, molecular function: protein serine/threonine phosphatase activity; manganese ion binding; calcium ion binding. Gene Ontology annotation, biological process: detection of stimulus involved in sensory perception. The coding region runs from base 127 to 2271 and encodes 714 amino acids. NCBI's taxonomy places the organism in Eukaryota, Metazoa, Chordata, Actinopteri, Siluriformes, Ariidae. The transcript is spliced from 18 exons. Gene Ontology annotation, cellular component: cytosol; nucleus.